Molecule: messenger RNA, 696 nt
Organism: Galendromus occidentalis (western predatory mite)
Lineage: Eukaryota; Metazoa; Arthropoda; Arachnida; Mesostigmata; Phytoseiidae
Product: gastric triacylglycerol lipase-like
Exons: 4
Coding region: 1-696 (231 amino acids)
Source: RefSeq, a predicted model, not a curated record
AUGCACGAGCUGAAAGGAGUGAUGGAUUGUCUUGGAUACUCGAAAAAUCGAAUAUUCGACAGCUCAAAAGUCAAUGAUGUCGGCUUCACGAUGAUGAAUCCCCUCGUAUGUUCCCUCGGCGGCGGGGCCCUCUGUAGUACGAUGCUGAAUGUUGGCAUGAACCCGACGCUUCUGCGGAAUGUGGAACAUCCCCGAUUCAACAGUUCCAGGGUUCCGGUCUACGCCGUGAAUUCUCCCGCGGGGACGACAGUGCAGGACUUCGUUCAUUUCUUCCAAAUAAUCGAAUCAGGACGGUUCGCGAAAUUCGAUUAUGACGAUAAACCGACCUGUUAUCCAGGAGUCAAAACAAACAUGGCCAUCUACGGCAAGAAACGACCUCCCGAGUAUGAUCUCGACAACGUUCGGGUUCGUCUGAUUGCGUUCCAUUCGAAAGAUGACACUUUCGCCGGUCCCGAUGGCGUGGCUCUGCUGUACCCGAAGGUCAAACACUUAGUUUUUGACAACGGCUGGUAUUCGAUAGAAAAAUCCAAGUUCCUCCACCUUGAUUAUUUAUGGGCCAUGGAUGCCAUCGAGCUGGUGUACAUGAACGUUCUGAAUCACAUGCGUAAGGUCGAUCGAUUAGAAGACGGAGCCAUCCGAGACCUGGAUGAGCUAUUCAGUAUGUAUCAGACUAACGGGACCAAGAACACGAUUUGA